AUGGCUGUAAAGAUUCCGGAUGGCACAGUCUAUGCUAUCGACCCGGUUGCCAGCUUAAAUAACAUUUUAUUAGGUGUCAUCGAUUUGGAUCCGUGGCUGGAGCCGUUCAAGGACGGUCUGAAACAUAGAUAUCAACUUACUGCCGAAUGGAUCCGGAAGAUUGACGAGACUGAGGGCGGGCUUGACAAGUUUAGCAAGGGCUAUGAGAAGUUUGGUUUCAAUGUUGCCGACAACGGUGAUAUCACGUACAGAGAAUGGGCCCCAAACGCGGUUACGGCCCACCUCAUUGGCGAUUUCAACAAAUGGGACCCGACUGCAACGCCAUUAAAGAAGAAUGACUUUGGUGUGUGGGAAGGCACCCUUCCAGCAAAUGAUGGAGACCUUGCUAUACCGCAUAACAGUAAGGUCAAGAUUACCAUGACCACUCCAUCCGGAGAGCGAAUCGAUAGGAUACCAGCCUGGACAAAAAGAGUUACCCAGGAUCUCAGCGUUUCUCCACUGUACGAGAACGUGUUCUGGCACCCACCCAUGGAGGAGCAGUACCAGUUCAAGCACGCUGCUCCCCAAAAGCCAGAGUCACUUCGCAUCUAUGAGGCACAUGUGGGGAUAUCAUCACCCAAGACUGAAGUUGCGACAUAUAAAAACUUCACUAAGGUGAUGCUUCCCCGUAUCAAACACCUGGGUUAUAACGCUAUCCAACUCAUGGCGAUCAUGGAGCAUGCCUAUUAUGCCAGCUUCGGAUACCAGGUUAAUAGCUUUUUCGCAGCAAGCAGCCGCUACGGCACCCCAGAAGACCUGAAGGAGUUGAUAGACACAGCUCACAGUAUGGGUCUCAUCAUUCUUCUUGACGUGGUACACAGCCAUGCGUCCAAGAAUGUGCUGGAUGGUCUUAACAUGUUUGACGGGACCGAUCAUCUGUACUUCCAUUCAGGUGGGAAGGGUAACCAUGAUCUCUGGGAUAGCCGCCUCUUUAAUUAUGGUAACCAUGAGGUGCUGAGAUUCCUCCUUAGCAACUUGAGAUUCUGGAUGGAAGAAUAUCGAUUUGAUGGCUUCCGAUUUGAUGGAGUGACAAGCAUGUUAUACAUUCACCAUGGAAUCGGAACUGGAUUUUCUGGCGGAUAUCAUGAAUAUUUCGGCCAUUCUGUAGAUGAUGAAGGGAUCACAUAUCUGGCGCUGGCAAACGAGAUGUUGCAUCAAAUAUACCCGAAUUGCAUCACAGUUGCAGAGGAUGUUUCUGGUAUGCCUGCGCUGUGCCUACCUCUAUCACUGGGAGGCGUGGGCUUCGAUUACCGUCUAGCUAUGGCAAUCCCAGACAUGUACAUCAAACUGUUGAAGGAGAAGAAGGAUGAAGAGUGGGACAUCGCGAAUAUAGCAUCUACGCUUACCAACCGUAGGCAUGGCGAAAAAGCGAUUGCCUACGCUGAGAGCCACGACCAAGCACUCGUCGGCGACAAGACAUUGAUGAUGUGGCUCUGUGACAAGGAGAUGUACACGAACAUGUCUGUCUUGACCGAGCUGACCCCCACGAUUGAACGCGGUAUGAGCCUGCAUAAGAUGAUCCGCUUGGUCACACAUGGCCUUGGGGGAGAAGGCUACCUCAACUUCGAAGGCAACGAGUUUGGUCACCCCGAAUGGCUCGAUUUCCCUCGCGAGGGCAACAACAACAGCUUCUGGUAUGCUAGAAGACAGCUGAAUUUGACUGAAGAUGACCUCCUCAGAUACAAAUUCCUGAACGAGUUCGACAGAAAGAUGCAACUCACUGAGGAGAAAUACGGAUGGCUUCACUCCAGGCAGGCAUAUAUCGGCCUCAAGAACGAAGAGGACAAAGUCCUGGUGUUCGAGAGGGCUGGGCUGCUAUGGGCGUUCAAUUUCCAUCCUACUAACAGCUUCACCGCGUACCGUGUGGGAGUAGAGCAAGCAGGAACCUACCGGAUUGUCAUUGACACCGACGACAGCGAGUUUGGAGGCUUCGAUCGUAAUGCCAAAGGAACGAGGUUCUUUACAACAGACUUGGAAUGGAACGGACGGAAAAAUUAUGUAGAACUGUACCUUCCAACGAGAACGGCCCUGGUUCUCGCGCUCGAGGACACCCUGUGA
Molecule: messenger RNA, 2097 nt
Organism: Microsporum canis CBS 113480
Lineage: Eukaryota; Fungi; Ascomycota; Eurotiomycetes; Onygenales; Arthrodermataceae
Product: 1,4-alpha-glucan branching enzyme
Exons: 8
Coding region: 1-2097 (698 amino acids)
Biological process (GO): glycogen biosynthetic process
Cellular component (GO): cytoplasm
Molecular function (GO): hydrolase activity, hydrolyzing O-glycosyl compounds; cation binding; 1,4-alpha-glucan branching enzyme activity
Source: RefSeq, a predicted model, not a curated record